This is a messenger RNA of Symbiodinium pilosum, 621 nucleotides long. NCBI's taxonomy places the organism in Eukaryota, Dinophyceae, Suessiales, Symbiodiniaceae. The record is from the annotation of a GenBank genome assembly.
AUGGCUGGGGGAGGCCGCCGCUGCGCGCGACUUGCGGCCCUGGCACUGCUUGCAGCGCUGCUGCACAGCUCGGUCACAAGCUUCGUGCAGCCACCCCAGGAUGUCUCGAGGCGAGGUCUCGCACUGCCUGUGUUCACCGCCUUGGCCACGGCGAUGACCGGCAGCGAGGCCGCCCAGGCGCAGGUGGCCUCCGUGCCUGGAAAGGCCGCUGUCGAGGUUCCCGACCGCAUCAACUCGGAUCCCUAUGAGCUCAUUGGCAUGGAGAAUCCGGCUGACAAGAAGGAGGACUACAAGACAUUCUACAUGAAGUCCAAGUACCGCCAGGAUACCUACCAGGUGAUGAAGCACAUGAAGAUCUCCGCCUCCUUGGACAAGGGCACUCCAAACAUGGAGAAGUGGAACAGCCGAAUCAAGAAGGAGAUGAACGAUUGGCUGGCGUUGUAUCGCCGCCAGAACCUCUCUGUUGGAAGGCAGAGCUACUACUCCCUUUACUCUGCGAUCAAUACCCUAGCCAGUCACUUCACUUCCUACGGACCGAAGUUCCCCUUCCCAAACAAGAGAAGGCCCCGCUUCUACGAGCUGUGCAACCAGGUGGAGAAGUACCUCGAAAAGGGCAAGUGA